Molecule: messenger RNA, 2638 nt
Organism: Linum tenue
Lineage: Eukaryota; Viridiplantae; Streptophyta; Magnoliopsida; Malpighiales; Linaceae
Source: the annotation of a GenBank genome assembly
GAAAAAUGAAAAAGAAGAAGCCGCUCUUCCGAAAGACGACUUUCCUCUUUUGCCUUGUUACUUAGCUGCUACGUCGCGAAAUUGAUUCCGCCGCGCUCCGCGAUCUCCGGUUUCUGCUGCCGCGAACUCACUGUAAUCACACAGAAGACACUUCCCGCUGGCUCGGCAAUCCGCCGGAUAAGGCUUAGACGAACAAUCGCAAGGGAAGGAUGAAGAUCGACCUCAAUAAAAUAGCUCGGAAAGUCGAGGUUGACAAUCGGAUUCCUCUCCGGUACUAUUACAGGAUCGCCGACAACCUCCUCCGUCAGGCGACCGUCUACCGAGAUGAGCGUAAUGUGGUGGAUUUGUACAUCAUGCUUCUCAGAUUCUCGAGUUUGGUCUCUGAGACUAUUCCAUUCCAUCGAGAUUAUCACAGUUACCUUCUGAAGGAUAAGGCUGGCUAUAAGAAGAGGUUGCUUUCUGUGUUAGAGGAACUUGAAUCCUUGAAACCUGAAUUCAAUCGUCGAGUGGAGGAACUGAAUAGGGGAUACUCGAAUGUACGGAUACGAGAACUCGAUGGUACGGAAGAAAAUUCGUACGAUUCGCAGUCAUCUUCACCACAGUGGCCCUCAGUGAAUAGAAGAUCAUCCUCUGGAAGAGAUGUUGCACAGGUUUAUGUUAUUAAUGCUGUGAUUAUUAGCCUACCAGCAUGGUUCCUCAAUCUUCAUGGAAGAACAAUGAUGCUCAAGCUCUUUACUCAAGUCCCUCGCCACUUGAAAAGCAAUUGCAUAAGUUGUGAAUCUAUUGGUAGGCCUGCUCCCAAUCGGGAAACUUUGUCUAGGCACUCGCUCUUAGGUCCAAACGGCCUUAAUGCUGAAUGGCGGCCACCUACUGCAGCGAUCAAGGUGCAGUAUCCUAGCCACGCUGAAUUGGCAUCUACAGAGGAUACAAGCUUAAAUCUGGCUGGAGAAUAUGGCAGCGUGGAAGUUAAGAACAAUGAUUCUGGUGCUGUCAUGGAUUCUAUUCUUUCCUUGGAUGAUGGUAGAUGGAUACACCCUGCUGAGGAGCCAGGAAACACAUUAGUUCACGAGGCAAGGGAAGAUCCUUUUCAGUUUGUUGGUAUUAGGCAACCAUCCCCUCCUCCGGUUCUUGCUCAAGUGCAACAUGAAUAUGCUCAAAUUGCUCCAUCUAAAGUUGCUGAUCCACGACCGGGUCCAGCACCUUCUCAAGAGGGCAUGUCUGGCCCUAAUUCGUAUCAAGAUGUGCACAUUCCUGUGAAUAUGAUGCAAGAUUUCUUAAGAUUGGCCCGGGCAAAUACAGAGAAGAAUUUAGAAACGUGUGGUGUUCUGGCUGGAGCUCUGAAAAACAGGGUGUUCCACAUCAGCACGCUUAUCAUCCCAAAGCAAGAGUCAACUUCAGAUUCGUGUCAGACGUUAAAUGAAGAAGAAAUAUUUGAAGUUCAAGACAAACUCUCGUUGUUUCCCCUUGGUUGGAUCCAUACACAUCCAACGCAAACCUGCUUCAUGUCGUCUGUCGAUCUGCACACACAUUACUCCUACCAGAUAAUGCUACCGGAAGCAAUCGCCAUUGUCAUGGCUCCAACCGACGACUCGAGCCCACACGGAAUAUUUCAUCUAUCAGACCCAGCCGGAGUAUCUGUGAUCCGUAACUGCCAGCAAAGGGGCUUCCAUCCGCACGAGGAGCCCUUGAAUGGAAACCCCAUCUACGAGCAUUGCUCCCACGUCUACCUCAACUCCAAGAUGAAGUUCGAGGUCAUGGAUCUUCGGUAAGCCUUUUUCCUGAAGCCACCUCCAACACCAAAGCACACUUGCUCCCUAUCAUGGUACACAUAAAUAUCUAUAUCUCAACGAGCUCUGUAAAUACAAUUGCUUUUUCCCCUGCUACGAUUCACUUCCGCAGCUCCCUGUACAUAGCCUCUUGUAGUGUGUAUUACAUAUCGCAUCUCCGAGUCAUUCCCAACACAAAGCCUAUCAUCACCAUGGGUCGCGAACCGAGCUGAUGUUUGAGUGGGGAUCGAGCCGCGGGUUGAAUCUAAAUUCAGCUCGGUUUCGAAUUUUAAAAUUCUACUAUUCUUUCUUCUUCUUUGUUUCCAUUCCAAGUACAAAAGGGACUGGAGUUACGUCUGGCCGAACUGUGUUUUACCUUGGACCAGACAAAAUGCCCUGUACCUGCUGGGCACUACACUAUAUUUUCUCUAGGGUUCUCCGGCGAGGGUGGACGGUGGACCACGUAGAUUGAGUAAAAAAGGGAAGGAAGAGGUGGCGGCCCAUUGCGCAAGUUGCCAGUGAAUGCCAUUAAAGGGCGCAAGGUACUCUUUUACAACGGUGGAUGGAGCCUUAAAUUGCUCCUGAAUACUAGUACUACCGCCAACCUCCCUUUCGAGAACCGCCCUACAGGGAGAAACCUUUACUGCUUUACAGCGCAAUCGUCUUAAUUUCUUUCUGGGGCAUAUUGAAUUGAAUCUUCUCGUUGAUUCGGCAUCUCUCGGUGGCGGAAUAAAGACCUUUUUUUGAUGCGGAUCCGACCGACCCAGGAAGAGAGCGAGAGUGUCGUCUUUCCUCGCUGACCCGACUUUGGGGUGAAAGUGACAAAUUUUGUCAAAUCUCUGGAAAAGCGAGACGUUGGCAGGUAAUGUGUG